AGGGCGAGGGAGGCUGAGGGCCGGGGCGCGCGAUGCAGCGGGUGACGGUGGUGCUGGGGCACCUGGCGGCCAGGCCUGCCGGGGGGCCGGCGCUGCGGGCGGCUCCGUGCGGGGGGGUAGCGGCGGCGCCCGGCCGGGACGGGGAGCAGGGCGAUGACGUGGUGGUGGUGCACGGGCUGCGGACCCCCAUCGCCAAAGCCAAGCGGGGCGGCUUCAAGGAUACUACUCCUGAUGAGCUGCUCUCUGCUGUUAUGACAGCUGUCCUUACGGAUGUCAAUCUGAGUCCUGAGAAAGUGGGAGAUAUCUGUGUUGGCAAUGUGCUGCAACCUGGAGCUGGGGCUUUCACUGCAAGAGUUGCCCAAUUUCUAAGUGGCAUUCCAGAGACUGUACCCUUAUCAUGUGUUAACAGACAAUGUUCCUCUGGGUUGCAAGCUGUGAUCAAUAUAGCUGGUGGCAUCAGAAAUGGGUCUUAUGACAUUGGUUUGGCCUGUGGAGUGGAAACAAUGUCCCUCAGAAACGUAGGCAACCCUGGAGAUGUUAGCUCACGUAUGAUGGACAAUAGUAAAGCCAGAGAUUGCCUUAUUCCUAUGGGAAUGACCUCAGAAAAUGUGGCAGAAAGGUUCGGCAUUUCCCGAAAGAAGCAAGAUGACUUUGCCAUGGCUUCUCAGCAAAAAGCUGCGAGAGCUCAGCAGAUGGGAUUGUUUAAAAAUGAAAUCAUUCCAGUGAGGACUACUGUUAAGGAUGACCAGGGCAAUCAGAAGACUAUCACUGUGGUUCAAGAUGAAGGGAUCAGACCUAGUACAACUCUGGAAGGCUUGGCAAAACUGAAGCCUGCCUUCAAGGAAAAUGGCUCCACUACAGCUGGUAACUCCAGUCAGGUCAGCGAUGGAGCUGCUGCAGUUCUACUGGCAAAACGCUCUAAAGCAGCACAGAUGGGGCUUCCAGUCCUAGGGGUGUUAAAAUCUUAUGCUGUGGUUGGAGUCCCACCCGACAUCAUGGGCAUAGGGCCAGCCUAUGCCAUUCCAGUAGCUUUGGAGAAGGCUGGUUUGACUGUGAAUGAUAUUGAUAUAUAUGAAAUUAAUGAAGCCUUUGCUAGUCAGGUUGUGUAUUGUGUUGAGAAACUCGGGAUCCCAAAGGAGAAGGUCAACCCCCUUGGAGGAGCUAUAGCAUUGGGGCACCCGCUAGGCUGUACUGGGGCUCGUCAAGUUGUCACUUUGCUCAACGAACUGAAGCGAAGGGGAAAACGAGCGUAUGGUGUUGUAUCCAUGUGCAUUGGAACUGGUAUGGGAGCUGCAGCAGUAUUUGAAUACCCAGGGAAGUGAAUUCCAUUGUACAAGAGAAGCACAGCAUCUGAAUCUUCAUUCUCCAAUGAUAAUGAAUAAUUUGCACUGUAAAAAUGCAAGUGGGUUCAGGAAUUUUUGUUUAAUGGAUCUUGUUUACUGAUUUUAGGCACAAAUGUCUGAAGGGUAUAAAUUUAUGUGCACUGUGUCCUGAAAUACCUUGGGGUGGGAGGAAACGAGCUUGGUGGCUGCUUCACAGCUAAGGUGCCCAAAUGCCAGGGGAUAUAGGGGAGCUCAGUUCAGCCAGUUUUGAUCUUAAAAAUAGAGGCCCCAAUUCAUAUGCAUGUGAAUAAUCCCACUGGAUUCAAUGGUACUUGUAUGUAAAAUUACUCGUGUGGAACCAAGGGAUCAGGGCUAUAAUUCAUAAAGAUGAAGUUAAUGUGGGUCUUGCUUUUUUUAAAGACGGAUGUUAAGGUACAGUUGCCUACACAACUAAAUGUUGACGCACAUGGAGCAAUUUUUCCAACACAUUAUAUAUGUAGAUUUUUUACUUCCUAAUGAUAAAGUUUUUAAGGGAUCAUCCUGGGGUGAUUGAUUCAAUCAAUAGCAACAAUGAAAAGGUUUGUUUUUUAAAGUGGUUACACCAUGGUAUUUCACCAACAGCCUGACUGAUUACAUUCAGGUUAUAACUAUCCUUUAUGGCUCAUCAAUUGGUCCACAUGCCCAGUGUGUGUGUGUGGUUUUUUUAUUA
Molecule: messenger RNA, 2031 nt
Organism: Mauremys mutica (yellowpond turtle)
Lineage: Eukaryota; Metazoa; Chordata; Testudines; Geoemydidae
Gene: ACAA1
Product: acetyl-CoA acyltransferase 1
Exons: 12
Coding region: 33-1322 (429 amino acids)
Biological process (GO): phenylacetate catabolic process; fatty acid beta-oxidation
Cellular component (GO): peroxisome
Molecular function (GO): acetyl-CoA C-acyltransferase activity
Source: RefSeq, a predicted model, not a curated record